Dreissena polymorpha is the source of this 670-nucleotide messenger RNA. RefSeq lists its product as uncharacterized. The transcript is spliced from 4 exons. The record is from RefSeq and is a predicted model, not a curated record. NCBI's taxonomy places the organism in Eukaryota, Metazoa, Mollusca, Bivalvia, Myida, Dreissenidae. The coding region runs from base 1 to 483 and encodes 160 amino acids.
AUGGUUGACCUCUUGCUAGAGAGUCGACUUGAGACUUUUUGUAAUGAAUCUGGUACAGGCAGUCUACAAGUAGAUCGGAUCUACAAGCACUUCGUUCUCCGCUUGUAUGAAAAUCUCCGACAGCACCUCGCUGCAUUGAACUACAUCCCUGGAACGUUCACUGGAGACCAGGCAGCGAAAAUGUUAGUUUCAGACUAUGGUUCCUGUGCAAUGGCAAAGUGGAAAGCAAUAAGGCCAAUCAGAAUCAGACAUAUGCUCAACUUCGAUGCAGACCGCAAACGAUUUGACAUCCAAGGCAUUAUACGAGAGAUUGUGAAAGCGGAAAUAGUAAUCAAAGACCUGCCCGGUGUUCGGACACGAUACUGCGAAAUUUAUUCAGCGGUGAUGAAGGAAAUUUCGAGGAACAUGGGAGGCGCCGAUUUCGUCAAAGCUUUGGAAGCGUUCUCAGUAGAACAGGUUAACUUGAGCAAGUUGCUACACUAAGUCCAUAAUACCCAGGAGGACACCUAUCAUUUCUUUAUAGAGAUGGCGGAGUCGUGUACUGAACUCAUACAGAUCUAUUUGGCAAGUAAGGUGCUUAUUAAAUAGACAUAUCAGUGUGGUUGAGUGCGAAAUCGAAGUUUAUUAAAUUCUAAAUGAUAAAUUAUUGAUCUCUCAUUUAAUUAAUGUA